GUUAACUUCUCCAAGCAAGGGGACUGCUGCCCUUCUCGAGCCCUGCUCUCUGUGGCUUCGCCCGGCCUGGCCGCGCCACCGAGGUGUAAUGCUCCUUCCCCGGCGGCGGCUCUUGAAGUCGUCAGCCCCCUGCCCGAUUCGGCCGCCGGGGAGGUGGUGUCUACAUCGAUUGUCUCGCCGAAGGAAUGCGCCAGUUCUCUAGGCCCUAGCUCUUCCCUCCCUCCCCUCAUCCAGAGUUCUAAAAUUAAGCCUCUAUUGAAGACUCUAGUUAGAUUUGGAGACCGUGCAACCAGUGAUGUUGUUGUCAGGAUAAGGACCCAUGAAGGUCGUGACAAUUGGUUCUAUUGUCACUCAGGUAUUCUCAUCGAUAAAAGCAAGUACUUUGCGGAGCGCCUAUCUGAUGACUGGCCAACAUGUCAGAUCCUGGAUUCACGAUACUGUGUUGAAGUUUAUUGUGAAGAAUUUGAGUUUAAUUCUUAUGUCGUUGCCCUCCGCCUUCUUUAUGCGAAAGAACCACAAACUCGGUAUGGUGUAAGAAACACAAUUGAUAUCCUUCAGGUUGCUGUUCGCCUUGGUUGUCAUCAGCUUAGCCAAUAUUGUAUUGACUAUUUGGAAUCUGUUCCCUGGGAAGAAGCUGACGAGGAGCAGAUCUUGAAGAUAAUACCUCAUCUUGGUUCUCAAUACGAGGAGAUCCUCGCACGUCUCCAGCCAGUCAAUCCAAUUUCAGUAAUCAGUAUUUUCAUGUCAACUCUCCGCUUUGCUACAUCAUCACUUCCGCAGUCUGUGCGAGACAUGAAAUCCAGUGCUCAAGAUCAGCUUGAGUAUAUGCUUACCGAGGAUGAUGAUGCUCCCAUGCUGACCUUGGAUAAUCAAGACAUUAAAUUGGCAGUGAAGAAUUGUGUCAGUGAUCUUCUAAGCCGAUUCAAUUGUCAUCUAGAAUCUAUUUUGUAUGAAUCUCAAGAGAUCGUUACGAAGAUAAACAUGGAGAAUAGGUUGCAGCCCUUCCUCACUGAUAUCUCAUGGAUUUGUCAGAUCUUGAAUAAGAUGGAAAUGAUGAAACAUCUGGCUCACUAUUGGCUGGAAGCAUCUCGAAAUAUAGUUAAAGUCACUGAAAAAAUGGACGCCGAAGCUGCUGACUUACUAGAGAUCAAAUUGAAAGUAAUUGAAGUAACCUCUAAGGUUCUGGACUCAGUUGUAUUUGGACAUGUGAUAGUCCCAACAGCGACGAGGCUACUCAUGGUGAAUGUCUGGCUGCCUUUUAUGCAGAGGGCGAGGCCUUUAUUUGAGCAACCCAAUUCCGAUCACGAAGAAGGCUCGACACUUAAAAUUGACUGUGAGAUCUGGCUGGGACUUGAAUCGGCUUUUGUUUCUAUUAUUCUCACAUUGCCAUCUGACAACCAGGCUGAAAUAUUAGCGGAAUGGUUGAAAUCAGAGCAUGCUCGAUAUCCUGACCUUACAGAAGCACUCGAGACAUGGUGUUAUCGCUCAAAGGUCGCUAAAAAGAGGCUGUCUUUGUUUGGUGCCAUUGGCAAUGGAAAGAGUUCUUAAUGUCCACCUUAGUCACCUUCUGUAGUAUUGCUCUAAUACUAUAUUUCCCUCAUCAACGCAUCAAACGCUUCUGAGUCCACCUUAGUCACCUUCUGUAAUGAAGUCAGAUUAGUUUUGAUUUUGGUGUCUAGGUGUUGAAUCUAACUCCAAGUAGACAUGCUUUAUGACUUUUGCUUUGAAGAAAUAGAUCAUUUUUCUUGCAAA
Zingiber officinale is the source of this 1752-nucleotide messenger RNA. Its product is annotated as BTB/POZ domain-containing protein At3g05675-like. Lineage: Eukaryota; Viridiplantae; Streptophyta; Magnoliopsida; Zingiberales; Zingiberaceae. The record is from RefSeq and is a predicted model, not a curated record. The transcript is spliced from 2 exons. The annotation marks the transcript as partial. Gene Ontology annotation, molecular function: protein binding.